CUCCGGACGGCCCCAUGCAAGCCAAACGAUGACCAGUUGUGGCCAGCGGUCCCUGAACGUGCUCACCGUCCUCUCGCUGCUGGUUCCGGCAGUCUUGUCCGCGCACUUCCGGGUCUGUGAGCCGUACACGGACCACAAAGGCCACUACCACUUUGGCUUCCACUGCCCCCGGCUCUCCGACAACAAAACCUUCAUCCUCUGCUGUCACCAUAACAACACGGUGUUUAAAUACUGCUGCAACGAGACGGAGUUCCAGGCGGUGAUGCAGGCGAACCUCACGGCCAGCUCCGAGGGCUACGCGCACAA
Messenger RNA from Myotis lucifugus (little brown bat), 306 nucleotides. It is a transcript of the gene SHISAL1, whose product is annotated as shisa like 1. NCBI's taxonomy places the organism in Eukaryota, Metazoa, Chordata, Mammalia, Chiroptera, Vespertilionidae. The record is from RefSeq and is a predicted model, not a curated record. The annotation marks the transcript as partial. The transcript is spliced from 2 exons.